Belonocnema kinseyi is the source of this 505-nucleotide messenger RNA. It is a transcript of the gene Dnaaf6, whose product is annotated as protein PIH1D3. The record is from RefSeq and is a predicted model, not a curated record. Gene Ontology annotation, biological process: axonemal dynein complex assembly. Gene Ontology annotation, molecular function: protein-folding chaperone binding; dynein intermediate chain binding. Bases 1 to 495 code for a protein of 164 amino acids. Lineage: Eukaryota; Metazoa; Arthropoda; Insecta; Hymenoptera; Cynipidae. Gene Ontology annotation, cellular component: cytoplasm. The transcript has 4 exons.
AUGUUACAUGCCUUAAAGGGGCCUGGUGAUAUCAAAGCAUCCGGGGAUAUCAAAGCUUCUAAUUCACAAGAGAAACAUGCGGGUCCUCAUGGUAUUUUAAAAGGAGAGAAAAAUGAAAUUUGGCAUCCUGCAGAAGUAAAAACUAUUGAAUUUUCCGAUGAUCAAGACCCACGAGAAACACCCGAAUAUGAAAUGAAAUUUAAACAAUCUGUUGGAACGGAAGAUGUAUUUUUUGGUAUGGGUUUUAAAACUCCCGGUACUGCUUCUUGUGAGUGGCUCUCAAUUUUUAUCAAUCUUCCAUCAGAAAUUCGGGAAAAAGUGGAAUUGUCUGUCGAAUCUGAAGCGAUUGAUCUACGCAGUCCAAAGUAUCGUUUGCAUUUGCCGACACCACAUCCAGUGGAUCCCAACGUCUCUACAGCCAAAUGGCACACUGAAACUUCAACUUUAGAGAUUUCUUUGCGGCUCGUUAGAGAAUUGGAUGGCAUCAAUUUUUAAUAAUUGAAAA